AUGUCUUGGAAACGAUUCACCCUCAUCUGUCGUCUUUCGCUUGUUUUUCUGCUCGUCGGACAUCUCAGGUCACGUAUAUUUGUAGAUGCUAAUGCUAUAGAUUGCACCUAUGGUUGGUCUGCCCCAACCUUUGUGAAUGGAAACCUCGUUCGAAAAGCUUUCUGUUACAAAUUUAAAGACAAUGGUCAAGACUUUACUACCUAUGCUUGCGGGUACUGUAAGAGGAGCGAUAAGUUGAUACCCUCUGCUAGGAACUGCGUUGACUCGGACGGAAAAGUGAUGAACAGCGGUGAAGCAUGGGCUUGCGACCAAGGAAUUACGGUCUAUGGAGACUCUCGCUCAGACGGUAGACAAAUCUUGUGCGAGCACACAGACACGGACGGAACGGUGGGCUCGUACAAUUGCAAGAACCGCAAUGUGUUCCAACAAUGUGCUAAAGACUCGUGUGGCUGA
Messenger RNA from Melampsora larici-populina 98AG31, 453 nucleotides. RefSeq lists its product as uncharacterized. The record is from RefSeq and is a predicted model, not a curated record. The transcript is spliced from 5 exons. Lineage: Eukaryota; Fungi; Basidiomycota; Pucciniomycetes; Pucciniales; Melampsoraceae. The coding region runs from base 1 to 453 and encodes 150 amino acids.